Messenger RNA from Polychytrium aggregatum, 1105 nucleotides. RefSeq names its product Mss4-like protein. Lineage: Eukaryota; Fungi; Chytridiomycota; Chytridiomycetes; Polychytriales. Gene Ontology annotation, molecular function: carbon-sulfur lyase activity. Bases 155 to 655 code for a protein of 166 amino acids. The transcript has a single exon. The record is from RefSeq and is a predicted model, not a curated record.
CGCCGCGCCCGCCGAGUGCCCUCGCACAUCGGGGUGAUAUAAGUCGUCCUCUCUUCGCUUUCCGCCAUCGAUCCCAUCCGCCAUCGAUCCCAUCCGCCAUCGAUCCCAUCCGCAAUCCCGCCCUCCAUCCGGCCCCUUUGUACUCGCCACCGCCAUGUCGUCUCCCGCCCGCUCCCAUCCCCUCGCUCACGGCAGCUGCUUCUGCAAGGCCGUCACCUUCCACAUCAACGACAUGGACGCCGCCAACUGCGCCUGGAACAUGUACUGUCACUGCACCAUCUGCCAGAGGAUCUCGGGCGCACCCUUUGUGCACUCGAUCGGCUUCCGCAAUGGCGCCAUCACCUUCAACCCACCCCUGCCGGAGGACUCGGACGAGUCCAACUCGAGCGUCCUUGGCAUCUACCACACCAGCACCUUCCUUUCGCGUAUCCACUGCAAGAGAUGCGGCACCAACCUCGGCGGUCGCGGCCGGCCCUCCGCCAACAACCCGGACUCGUUUCUGCACGGCGUCGUCUCGGUCAUGUCGGGAGUGCUCGCGCCCGAGAUCCGCCCCAAAUUCCAGCCCCAGGGCCAUGUGAUGUACAAGUUCCGCAUCACCGAGUCUGCCGCGAACGACGGCUUGCCCAAGUUUGACGAGUUCCCCGGAGAGAACUGAGGGAGUGGCUCCGCUGAGUCUCUGCAGUUUUGUCCCGGGAACACCACGAUCCAUGUGGUGCUGCACUUGCUCUCGAUUUGCAAUCCCAACAUGCACUUGAUCUUCUCAAUAUGCACUCUAUCUUCUCAAUAUGUGCCCUCGUUCGCGUCUCUCUCUUGCUUUUCUUGAUAUAUUUCCUUUGAUUUUCCAGUCUCCUCUGCGUCCGCACGACUGGCAAUAUAUUCAAUCGGUCUGCUAGCCACGGCUCGAACGGGCGAGGAGAUCUCGCGUCUGAUCGCUUUUCAUGCAUCCAACUGCUUCUCAUGCGUCUGAUCGAUGGUCGAGGGCCAAGCGGUCACGAUACAAACACUCGUCUUGACCCUUCAGAUCAUUCGCUGGUGCCCGGGUAUCGCUCUGGUCGAGACAACAGUGGAGGCGAUGGCAGAGGCCCUUCACAUCCACGAGAAGCCC